GGCAACACAGCUCAGAACGGCAUUCCGGCAAGAGCUUUGUAGCUACAAACACCUGUUACGCUUACCUUCUAACCCAGCCAGGCGGCCUGGACUAACAGUGCAAGCGCAGCUCUGCACAUGCCUCGCAGCGGCAGAAGCGGGAUGGUCGCUCGCUGCUGAGUUGCAAAAGGUGGCCAAAUUGCUGAGGGUGUUCCUAGAAUAUGUACACACAGCUCUAAAAUUGUACUAGCAAGUGUGUUACCCCAGGUGCAGUUGAGGUUGACUGCGUAUAAGCAGGUAUAAGUAAGCAGGAGGCUUCGCACGGACAAGCCAGCGGCAAAUACUAUUCUAUCACAAGUGCGGCAGCAUCGAGAUAGUGUUUGCCGGCACAGGCGGGGGUCGCCACGCAGUCGGUUGCGCCCGUUGCGUCCAUGGCCAGCCCGAAGGCCCCCUCGUCGCCGUCGCCGUCGCCCAAACGGCCAGCCGGGGCGACACUGUUGCGAUUAAAGUUUCAGUGGCCGCUGUCCUUCAGCGUUGCGGAGCCCGCAACGGAGUUUGACUGCCUAGCACCUGAGGGCCAGAAGCUUGCUGGGAUCAGUUACAGCACCGCUACGUUAGUGGCUCAGUUCACAGAUGGCAGCUACGCCUACCGGGAAGGUGGCGGCUACUCCUGGAGCCAGGCGCUGCCGCUCUCUCAGUACAUUGACCCGGUCAAGUAUCCCCUGCAGUGUGUCAGCGGUGGCAGCCUGCACUUUGCGGGCGUGACUAAGAAGGGGCGGGUCGUAUCGUCCAUCAGCCGCGGCGGCGAGAAGGCCGCCAAGCUGCUGGACGUGCCGCCCGGCGAGCUGCCGGCGGUGGCGGUAGUGGCGGGCGCCCACCACGUAGCGGCGCUAAACGAGGCGGGCCGGCUAAUGGUGUGGUCGGUGGAGGACAACUACUCGGCCAACGGCGCGGUGGCUGGAUUCACGGCAGUGCAGGUGGGGGCCAUGCCGCUGCCGGCAGGGCCCACGGGGCAGGUGGUGGUGGCGGGGGCGCCGCGUGUGUGGCGCCACCCAGCGGUCAUGCAAGGGCGUGUGCGCGUGACGGCCAUGUCCGCGGGCGUGACUCACACGCUGAUCGGGCUCAGUGAUGGCAACGUGUGGGUUGCUGGCAUCAAGGCCAGUGAGCGCUUCAGCCGCAAUUGCGGCAUCAGCACCAUCUACAGCAAGGACGUGCAGCAGGUGAAGCUGCCGGUGAAGGCGCGCACCGUGACGCACGUGGCGGCGGGCGACAGUGACGUGUGCGUGGUGGCCACCAACGCGGGCGUGGUGUGCUGGAAGGACGACCGGACCACCUACAACUUCAAUGAGUCCACGGGCUGGUCGGCCACCUACGCGCCAGCGCCGCGGCACCUGCCCGAGCUAGACGGCGUGGAGAUCAAACAGCUGGCGGUGUCCAACGCCUACCACAUGGUGGCGGCCCUGGCGGUGGACGGGCGCAUCUUCACCUGGUGCGUGGCGCUCAGCGAGAAGUCCUGGCCCGCCGACUGGCUGCGCCCCGGCCUGGCAGUCACGGUGCCGGGCGCCACCGCCAUAGGGUGGGCGGAGCGAGACCUGUACGUGACGGUGCCGGAGGGCAUGGGGCCGGAGGUGGUGAAGCUGGCGGCGGCGCGGCCGGACAAGUCGGCAUGAGCUGGUGUGUGUGUGUGUGUGCGUGGGCGGGGGGGGGGGGCGUUCAGUAGUCGGGAGGAAGGCGGGUGGAAGGCGCUGGUUGCUUGGCUUUGUGGUCGGAACGGUGCGGCUGGAGCAGUAUGGCAUCAGCUAUUUAGCCUGGGGAAACCUGACAUGGAGAGUCGGGGAACUCAAUCACGAGUGCUCAGUGCGGGGAGUUUGUGCUGCUGCCAUGGAAGGUAAAGUCUGGCUGGGAGUGGAGAGCGGACAACGCGCGGAGACGGAAUGGCUGCAGUGUCGGGCUGAAUGCAGAAGUGUUGGAAAGCCGCUGGCACAAAACGUGCUGAAUACCGUAUGGGCGGUGUUGCUCCUGGGCCACUUGAACAAGGAGUAGUUCGGAAUGUUGCGAGGGAGAGUCCGCACCAAAUGGCGAUGGGCUCGCAUUCGCAUGGAGGGGGCUCGGGAGCAUGUCGGGUACAAUACACUUUGGCCAUCGCGACCGACUCAACAUGCAUUGUGAUGAUUCAAGCUGGCCUCAGUGCUAUUUCCAUCUGUACAAACACUUAUCACCUAGG
This is a messenger RNA of Chlamydomonas reinhardtii, 2203 nucleotides long. RefSeq lists its product as uncharacterized. The coding region runs from base 411 to 1649 and encodes 412 amino acids. Gene Ontology annotation, molecular function: guanyl-nucleotide exchange factor activity. Gene Ontology annotation, cellular component: cytoplasm. NCBI's taxonomy places the organism in Eukaryota, Viridiplantae, Chlorophyta, Chlorophyceae, Chlamydomonadales, Chlamydomonadaceae. The record is from RefSeq and is a predicted model, not a curated record. The transcript has 7 exons.